CCAUAGUUCCUACUUAAUUGAUGGCUGAUGCGUCUGCCGCUUACAUUGGACGUUUGCACAUUUGCCAUUUGCCACAAUUGUACUGUACCUACUCUAUAGAAUUUUCUUAUAGCGGUAUUGCACAACAUUUCAAUCGGCUCUUUUUGUUUAUCUACAUAUUUCUAUUAAUUUUUGUAUCGUUCCAUUUAGUGAGUUUUUAGUAACGAAGAAUACGUUGAAAACGUUGUCCAUCAAUACAAUUUAAGUUCAUGUGUGGUAGGAGACGCAUAACUGAAUUUAGUGAGACUGCACCAUGUCAAGAAGCAAGAGCCGUAGCCGCUCUAAGAGCAGAAGUCGCAGCCGUUCGCGCAGCCAUAGGACAUCACGCAGCUAUUCUAGAAGCCGUUCGGGGUCAAGUCGCAGCCGCAGUCGCAGCAGGAGCAAGACACCAGUCGAUAAACACAGGCUCCAUGUCAGAGACAUUGGAAGCAGCAUAACGAGACGUGAUAUUGAAAAAGAGUUUGAACGAUAUGGUACAUUACUAGAAGUAUGGAUGUCAAGAACUAGACCAAGUUUUGCUUUUGUUGUGUACAAAAGAGAUAAAGAUGCAGCUGAAGCACAGAAACGUACUAAUGGAAUGGAAUUGUAUGGAAGCUUCUUAACUGUUAGUUUUGCAAAAACACGUGGACUCAGUCGUAGGUCAUCAAGAACAACAGUUAUCGCGAUUCACUUAGAUGCUACUCUUGCAAUCGUGUAGGACACUUCUCACGUUCCUGUAAAGAAGUCAACUAUGGUUACAGACGUUAAGGUGCUGCUGACUGGACAUCACCUACGAAAAGGAUAAUUUGUUUUUAAUAUUGAAUAAUAUUCUCACAUCAGUUUUGAACGAUAGUAGUUUAUAUUUUUAUUUUCAUGAGCCAGAACUUAUAUAUUGGUUAUUAUGUAUCACUUAAUUGAUUUUGUUUGCUUAUUUCAACCUGGAUUUUUUUUAAAUAUUAUUACACCUACUUAAAUGGAUUCAAUUUGUAGGUAUGUUAUCGAAAUAAAUCUUUUUUUUUAUA
This is a messenger RNA of Myzus persicae (green peach aphid), 1040 nucleotides long. Its product is annotated as transformer-2 protein homolog alpha-like. Gene Ontology annotation, molecular function: mRNA binding. Gene Ontology annotation, cellular component: nuclear speck. Gene Ontology annotation, biological process: mRNA splicing, via spliceosome. Lineage: Eukaryota; Metazoa; Arthropoda; Insecta; Hemiptera; Aphididae. The record is from RefSeq and is a predicted model, not a curated record.